Messenger RNA from Eucalyptus grandis, 2673 nucleotides. RefSeq names its product probable serine/threonine-protein kinase PIX13. Gene Ontology annotation, biological process: protein phosphorylation. The record is from RefSeq and is a predicted model, not a curated record. Gene Ontology annotation, molecular function: ATP binding; protein kinase activity. Lineage: Eukaryota; Viridiplantae; Streptophyta; Magnoliopsida; Myrtales; Myrtaceae.
GAUGACCACCGGGUCGACUGACUGUCUGUCGGCUUCCACAAUUUCUUUGCGAAAGCACACGUCUUUUCUUUUCCUUUUUGCUGUCUACUUCAACGGGGAAUUUCCGUCCCUCCUGAUACAUCAGAGUCUGAACGCCUACCCGGCAGAUCUAUAAGUCUCGCAUACAUCUGCUGCGCCGUCGUCGCUGUGGAUCCCAAAUUCCCGUCAAUUUCAGAAUCGUCCAGAUAGAUUUUUGCUGAUCCUUCCCCAAGAAUGGUGUUCGCAGGGCCUUCCUCUCCGUCCAGCACCGAUUCAGACACCGAGAGUGUAGCGAAGACAGGUUCUUGUCCAUUUUUCCCAGGAACGGUGCUCUCCGCGCCAUUCUCUCAGGCCAGAACCGAUUCAGACACCAGGAGUGGAGGGAUGGGAGAGAAGGCAGAAAAGCGGAAGUGGAAAUUGGGCCUAAAUUCUGACCAACUUGGAAGCAAAGCUAUGACAGGACCGCCAGCGUCUCGAAAAGCUCUUGCGAAGAAGCCCAAGGUAAAGCGAGAUGCAUUGAUGAGAAGUGAGAUUGGGAAGUUGGCGGCGGCGAGUGGUGGUGGCAUGGACGAAGCUCUAGCUGCAGUGAAAGCCGGGGAGGUGAUAACGCCCUGCCUGAAGAUGUACACACUGGCGCAGCUGAAGAGCGCGACCAGGAACUUCAGGGACAUGAAGCUCGGGGAGGGCGGGUUCGGGGAGGUGUUCAAGGGCUGGGUGGACGAGAGGACCCUCGCCCCGUCCAAGGUCGGCAGCGGGAUCCCGGUCGCCGUCAAGAAGUCCAACCCCGACAGCUUUCAGGGCAUGAACGAAUGGGAGUCGGAAGUUAAGUUAUUGGGGAAGUUUUCUCACCCAAAUAUCGUGAAAUUACUGGGUUAUUGCUGGGAAGACAAUCAGUACCUGAAGACUCGUAUGUACGAUUACGUGCAGAGGGGAAGCUUAGAUGAUCACUUUUUCAGAAGGGAAGCUGAACCACUUCCGUGGAACGUGAGGCUUAAAAUAGCAAUCGGAGCUGCCCGUGGGCUUAAUUUCUUGCAUGCACCCGAGAAUAACGUCAUCUACAGGGACUUCAAACCUUCGAAUAUAUUAUUGGAUGCGGACUACAAAGCUAAGCUCUCGGAUUUCGGGCUAGCGAAACAGGGGCCAGCGAGUGGGAACUCUUAUGUGACCACGCGAGUGAUUGAGAUGGAUGGGUAUGCCGCUUCCGAGUACUCUGCCGUCCGUAAGACAGAGAUCCUAUCUUUCUUCUCCUCGGGCAAUGUUGGAUCGGUGACAACAACGCUCUUUAGAAGAUUACGAGAUUACUUGGCAGGUGUUCUGCGAAAUGAUCGAUCGGAUUUAGGGCUAGCAAAGCUGGGACCAGCGUACAGGAACUCUCAUGUGACCACGCGAGUGAUGGGAACAUAUGGAUACGCCGCGCCUGAGUACAUUGCCACCGGACGUCUCUAUGUGAAGAGUGACGUAUACGGUUUCGGGGUGGUUCUCCUAGAAAUGUUGACGGGUUCACGAGUGGUCGACUGUUCCCGCCCCAGCGGCCAGCAGAAUCUGGUGGAACGGGCAAGGCCGUUGCUCCACGACAAGAGGAAGCUAAGGAAGAUAAUGGAUCCGAGACUAAAAGGUCAAUACCCUUUGAAAGCUGCAACUCAGGCGGCUAAGCUCAUCCUCAAAUGCCUGGAGGCCGAUCCUAAAGUGAGGCCCUCGAUGGAGGAAGUGCUGGUGACAUUAGAAAACAUCAACACCAUUUGGGAGAAAAACCAGGAGACCAGGGAGGAUGCAUUGAGCCGGCCUUCUUCUUACCAGCAUCAUCACAACCACCAUUGAUCACCAAUUCGCCACAAUCAGAGUGCUGACGGUCCUUAUGGAUCUGGAAGUCGAUACUCCCCAUCUGCAGUGUCAAGGACUCAUCGAGAUGGAAAUUUAACUUAUUUCUUGAGACCAGACGGAGUUGAAAUCUGUUAUUUAGUAGGAUAUGCAACUCAGGCAUUAGAAUUUUGCAAGUAGAAAGCAACUCUAAAGGCUAGUCUCUUGUUAAAUCUUUGUCAAGGAUCGCAUUGCAGGUGGGGUUGGCUCUUCACGGUCAAAUUUGUGCGUACAGUUUGCAGGUGGGGUUGGCUCUUCAGGGACAGUAUAAUCAUGCUAAUUGCUCAGUCGCCUUCGAAGUUAAUUUGCCCAUUUAUGAAGCAGAGAUCCGAAGAUAGUCCUACCAUGCCAUCCUCUACGAGCUAACACCUGUAUUGCUAAAUGUAAUAAAACUGAUUUACUCUCUUGUUUGCACGAACGAGGAGUUGGAAGUGUCAUUCAAGCACAAUGCACUGCCAAAAGAAUGGAGGCAAAUUAACUCUGAAUUCUAACUUCUCGUCCAACAUAGCAGAAGGUGCAUUUCAUGACAUCCUUUCCCCAAUGCACUUGAGAGCAGUGAGGCGGUUGAUUUUACCACCCGUAAUCAAAUGCAUGAUGAUAUUACCGGCAGUACAAUCUGCUCACUCGAUAUUCUAUGUAAAUGGAGAAAGCAAUAACCAAACACAAUGGAGUAGGAUCAGCACAUGCAAUUGGCAUUUAUUAAAUCAGGAAUAUCAUGUCGCCAGAGAGUUUGUAUUACAAGGCAAGUUCAAUAUACCGCAACAAAAAUAGAGUUUCUAGCUCAGACACCGUUUUGUC